Messenger RNA from Vidua chalybeata, 4821 nucleotides. RefSeq names its product protein Shroom1-like. NCBI's taxonomy places the organism in Eukaryota, Metazoa, Chordata, Aves, Passeriformes, Viduidae. Gene Ontology annotation, biological process: actin filament organization. The record is from RefSeq and is a predicted model, not a curated record. Gene Ontology annotation, molecular function: actin filament binding. The transcript has 7 exons. Gene Ontology annotation, cellular component: apical junction complex; adherens junction; cortical actin cytoskeleton. Bases 445 to 4473 code for a protein of 1342 amino acids.
GCUGUGCACCAGAGCACCACAGAGCCAGGGCAGUGCCAGCCCGGCACUGUCACCCUGCACCGGGAUGGCCCUGGAGCCUCCCGCUGGCCCGGGGACAUCCCGCUGCUGUGGUGACAGGUGAGAGAAGGGAAUGGCCUCUGACACCUGGGAGUGCAUGGAGAACUCCUGGGGCUGUGAUCUGCACGAGUUCUGCUUCAGUGACUGUGAGAUCCCUGCGGGCACAGCUGGACUGUGGCACCAGAGCAUUGGCUUCUGUUUCAUAAAGAGAAUACUGGAGGUAGAAAAUGUGCACUGUCUGUACUCACUGGGAGCGUGCCUUCAGAUUGCUGGAGCUAACAGGAUCCUCUAGAUAUAAUUGGAAUGUAACUAUAAAGAAAAAUGUUAAUUUCUAACAACUCAGUUGUGGACUUUUAAUCAGACUUGGAUUUCUGGAAAUACUACAGCAUGACUUCAGCUGGGAAUGAGAUAGAAAGAGGGACUCACAGGCAAGGUGGCAGAACUGGGAAGCUGGUAGAGCCUGUGGCCUCUCCUGAAAAUGAUCAUCUUUUGUCAGUGAAGUCAGUCAGCAGCAUGGAGCAUCUCUUGCAGCUCCCUGGAAGGGCAGACUCUGCUUACAGCUCUUUCUCAGGAGGAUCAAACAUUCCAGAAUACCCCACACCAUCGUGCCAUGGUGAAUACUUCUGUGUGCCUCCAGAGCAGGGCCCGUACAUGGACUCGGAAUAUGUGACAGGAAUUUGUAAUCUCAGUGCUGCACACUCUGCCCUCAGAUCCCCCCAGCCGUACAAGGCACCAGACCUGAGCACCCGCAACAACUCCCACAGCUGUGGAAUUACUCCUUCCCAAAGGACUUCAAACCAGGGCCCUGCAGCCCUGGCAGUGUCCCCUCCCGCACUGUCCCCUCCCUGGUGCCCCCAGAGCUGUAACAUCACUCACAGGCACUUGGACAAGCCCAGGGAGAGCCGAGGCUCUGCAGGGCAUGCUGAGGGCAGUGUGCAGCCAGCUCCUGGCCUGCAGCACGGCCAGCCAGCAGGCAGAGAUGGACCAUGGAGUCAGCCCUGGGAUGCAGUUACAGAGAAGGAUGUAGGGCCUCAUAGGGAAAAGCCUCUGGAAAACAAGGGCCUUUCUUCUGAUUUUACAAAUGAGGUAUCAAAGGUUCAGGUGUUAAAGACAGAGGAAAAUGGAGAGUGCAGCCUAUCACAACAACCUGCAAAGAGAAGCAAUCCACACAUUUUCAGGAGACCUUCUUCAUUCAUUUUUCAAGAAUAUUUAAAGACAGACUCUGUAAUGAAUGUUCCCAAAACACUUUCUGCGUAUAAUUCAGGUCAUGCUAACAAAAUUCCCAAAGAGAUGAACUUCAAGUCCUAUCACCAAGCACAUUCCAAGCCCAGUGCUGUUAAUGAUACACAGGAAGUCAAACAGUGUCCCAGGGGUGUGUGUAAGCCAUGUGCCAGAGAAGCAGCUCUGCCAAGCACUGUGCCAGGGCCCAGCCAGAGGAAAGAGUCCUUGCCCUGUGCUCAGGGCCCACUCCAUGCUGAGUGGCAUUCAGACAUGGAUCAGGAUGUGUUUGAGGACAGUUUGGAAUUAAGAUAUAUGGAGAAUGCUCUUCUAAAUAAAAAUGCUCCCAGGAAGCUGAGCAGUUAUGCAGACAAAAAUCAGUGCUAUGAUUCUGAAGGAAGAAUUAUGAGCAAUACUAGGGAACUAGUCCCAAACCAGCGAAACAAAGUGCAGAGAUCACCAUUGUCCUGCAGCUGCAAAGCUAUGGAAGUAGAGCACCCUCAGUGUGAGGAGUUGGAUCAGGGAAGGAGGCACUGUUGUGAUGGCACAAGCCAAAUGGCUUUUUUCAGACCAAAGGAAGAUUCCACAUCUCAGUCAUUACGUGAAGUCCAAAAAGAAAACCAGGGUAACAACAGCAGUCCUGACCUCAGCACGUGUCUGGAACAGGAGGAACCUCCUGCUCAGAAACACCAGCCUGUAUUUCAAACACAGCUCUCAAGACAGCUUCGGGAGGAGCAGGCUGGUGAACAAAUAACCAGGCAGGCAACUCCCAUGCUUUACUACCUUUCUGCAGGGAGAACCACCAACGUCCUGCACCCCAACAAGGAAUCAAGGAGCUCACCAAAGGAAAUUCCAUCAAGCAGCUAUGCUGCCUCAGCACAGUGUCUAGAGAUACAAAGAGAAGGCCAUCAGCUUGAGAGGAGCAGCCACCACCAUCAGCGCAGUGCUGAUGAUCUCCAGCUUCAGAACAAAGAUCUCAUUUGGAGGAGUCCUGCCUCAUUCACAGAAGAGUGUUUCCAGAAUGACUACAUAGAGAAACUAAAAGUAGCUCAGAAAAAGGUUCUGAAAGAAACCUCCUUUAAAAGAAAAGACUUACAGAUGAGUUUGCCUGUCAGAUUGAGACAGAAAUCCUCUAAAAGGCCAUCAGUUGAACACCUUCGGUCUUUCUCGUUAUCCAGUGCAAGCGAGGAUGCCAAACCUGUUCCUUGCUCCCCUUCUCAUCUAGAAUCCUUGGAAAGUUUCAAUAGAAAUGAAGAAAUAAGGAGGCCACAAAAAGGUCAAGCAGGGGGAAGGAAAAGGGUAACCCAAGAGCAAAAGAAACUCUGCUACUCUGAGCCUGAGAAGCUCAAUCACCUAAUGGAUAAAGAAGUAUCAUGGAGUCAAGUUAGGGAUGAAACCACUGAGCAAGGUACAGUGGCAUCCAGGAGAAGGGAUCUGGAGAACAGAGGAAAGGCAUUUUCCAGUUCAAGUGUCUCCAGGACAGAGCUGAAACAAAUCCAGCACAGUGCACUGAUCAAAUACAUGGAACGAAAGAUCAGUCAAAGACCAGGGGGUUCACAACACCUCCCACUGCAGAAGAGGCUGUCAAAUCCCAAAGCUCCUCCUGUCCAGAUUUCCAACCCAGAUGGAAGCAGGAUGAUGCAAAAUGAUGAGGUUUUCUGCCAACUUCUCCCUGAACAAAAAUCACCAGAUGUUUUCCCUCCUUUGCCUUUUGCUCCCCCACUGAGUGUGACCACCAGGUGCGAUCCCAACCAAGGGGACAGGAGCUGUACCAGCAAGUGUCCAUCAACUGAAAGUCUCCCACAGGCCGGGGGUUCUGCACCUGGGAAAGCUCCUGAGAGACCAAAAUCCACUCCCUCUUCCACACAGGACACGUGCAGAUGUGCCAGAGGUGCGGCAGCACCGUGCCGGCGCUGCGGGAGCUGCCCCGGCUCCUCCAGUUUCCAUGAUCCUGAGAAAGAUGGACCCAAGAAUCAUGAACAAAAUGACAUAACUGGACAUGUGUGUGGUCAGGAUAAAAACAAGCAGGCUCCUGAAACCUCCAUUCCUGUCCCAAGAAGUGGAAGCAAGGAGAGUGCUCAAGUGGAGGAGGAAAGCAGAACUCACUCUGUGAGUGGGAAUGCUGCACUCAAGCAUCCAGAGCAGCAGCAUCCUGCAGCUUCUCCAGGGCAGGGAGUGCAUCUCCACACAGCACCAGCUCAGCCUCACCAAGGACACAAACAUCCAGCCAAGGGUUUACUUGCCCAGGAAACAUCCAUGCACAGCAACCACGAUGAUGUUCCCCUGGAGAGAGAGACACACCUGCCCCAAAGGAGGCUGCAGUCUUCUCAGGACCAGCGAUGCCAAGAGCUUGCUAUGGAGAUCAUUGCCAAAGACAGCUCUCUGGUGGACAUUCUCAUGCCUCAUCCUCUUAGAAAAACUGCUUUGGACCUGAUGGAGGGUUUGUUUCCUGUUAACAUUUCCAUGCUGGAUAAAUCGCGCAGGAAAAGGGGAAAGCCACAGCAUGUUCAGGAGAAUGACAGGAAAAGUCAUGGAGAUGGACCAGAAGAAUGUCCAAAAUCUGAACAUGAAACCAAGCAAAGGAACAAAGAUCCUGCCUCUAUGAGAAACCAAGUCCUGAAGAGGAACAGAGACAGCACAAAUGAGCUAGAUGACAUCACAUCUAAGAAACUGGAACUCAUGGCCAAUCUCCAAUCCAGGCUGCAGGCACUGUGGGAGGAACAGGAGCUGGUUCUUUUGGAAGUCAGGGAAUGUGCCAAGUGGGGCGAGGAGCUGGAGGUGCUGGUGCGGGACCUGUGCAAGCCCAACGAAUUUGAGCGCUACAUGAUGUUCAUUGGGGACCUGGAGAAGGUGGUGAGCCUCCUGCUCUGCUUGUCCAGCCGCCUCGCCCGCGUCCAGAACGCCAUGAGCAGGAUGGAUGGCAACACAGAGCCUGAGGAGAAGCAAUCGCUGAAUGAACGGCACAAGCUCUUGUCUCGACAGCGGGAAGAUGCAAAGGACCUGAAGGAGAAUCUGGACCGGAGAGAACGCGUGGUCUCUGGAAUCCUUGCCAAAUACCUGACAGAGCAGCAGCUCCAGGACUACCAACACUUUGUUCAAGUCAAGACCUCCUUGCUGAUUGAACAGAAGGACCUCGAAGAGCAGAUUAAAUUUUUCGAAGAGCAAUUAGAAAAUCUCAAGCAAAGCAUCCCCAUCUAACACCCACCACCAGGCCAGACAUUUUUAUAUGUACUAUGUGAUGUUUCCCUGGAAAGCCACACGCACUCCCAUCCCAGGGCUCAGUUUGGUGGAUUCCUCCAAUCCUCUUUGUGCCACAGCAUUGACAAGUGUUCAGAUGCUCUGGGAUGCUCCAGGCACACUCUGGACAUGCUCUCCACUUGGACAGGCCAACUGACAGCAUCUCAGUGUGUAGCAAACUGCCUUGUGGACAUGACUGAUAGGAUUCAUUGCUCCUAUUAACUGAAUGUGUAUUUCCCCUUCCUCUUGUCUGUGCAUCUGUUUCCAGAUUGACAUCAUCAUCUCAAUAAAAGAACCAUACAAAUAUUU